Molecule: messenger RNA, 204 nt
Organism: Bipolaris victoriae FI3
Lineage: Eukaryota; Fungi; Ascomycota; Dothideomycetes; Pleosporales; Pleosporaceae
Exons: 1
Source: RefSeq, a predicted model, not a curated record
AAAUACCAAUUCCGACCCAUGAUACCGGAUCUACAAGUAAAAGAUCACCUUUACAUUGUAGCAGAAGCCUGGACGAAACACCUUUCUAAUUUACUGCGGCACGAUGGUUACAUGGCCACCUUUGACGAGACAGUAUUUGGAGGAAAUCAUACCAUAUCGUCCCCGAUCAUUCAGUUCGACAAAAGUAACGUCAAUUCUCGGUAG